CCAUUUACAGGGCUUUGGUGAUGGGUCGUGCACAGUUUGAAUAUGAUGAAGUGGGUAAUACAUUCUACUAUGUUCUAGUAUCAUUUUACGCCUUGGUCCUCAUACCAGCAACAUUUUUUUUCUGGCCUUCGAGUAAAUUAGAUAAAAUUGAAAGGAAGGAGCACUGCUAUUGUGAAGGAUGUACUGACAAGCGUAUCAAAGCAGAAGCGAAACGUCCAUGGCGGAGGACCAAGAAAUUUCUAACUUUUUUAGCUUUAGCCCUAGCGUGGAUCUUAUUUUUUAUCAUUGUACGUAAAGUAACGCAAAUUGAAGUUGAACAUACCGAGUAUGAUCCAUACGCUAUACUUGGUAUUGAUCAGGGAGCUGCUAGCUCUGUUGUGAAAAAGAAAUACCGUGAACUAAGCAAGACAAUGCAUCCCGAUAAAGGGGGUGAUCCUGUGCAGUUUGAUCGCAUCGCAAAAGCAUAUCAGGCGCUAACUGAUGACGAAAGUAGAGAGAAUUGGGAAAAAUAUGGCAAUCCGGAUGGACCAACUGCGACUACAUUCGGAAUUGCAUUGCCAAAGUGGAUUGUUAGUAAGGAAUACGGUGUUUGGGUGCUUGCAUUUUAUGGCUUCGUCCUCAUGGUUUUGCUUCCUUCAGCUGUUGGCUUUUGGUGGUAUAAUUCCAUCAAAUAUAGUAUUGAUCAAGUAUUACUGGAUACAACUGAAAUGUAUUACUAUUUUUUCCAUAAAACACCGAAAAUGGAAAUAAAUCGUAUUUUAAUGGUGCUUGGAGGUUCAUUUGAAUUCUGGAGACAGUACAAUAAAGAAAUUGUGGAACGUGAAAGUGACGAUACUGAGUUGCCACCACUCAUCAAACAGUUCAAAAAUUUAAGUGAAAAUAAGAAGGAACGACCUCUUUGCUUGCCGUAUUCCCUGAAGGCGCGCUUCUUUAUCCAUGCGCAUUUGUCGCGCUUUGCAAUUGAUUCAUCCAAUUUAAGAAGCGACUGUGCUUAUGUGAUUUCUAAAUGUGUUAUGCUUGCCAACGAGAUGUUAGCCAUCGCCCAACAUUUAUGUUUCUACGGUAAUCCAGCGCGUUGCCCAUCGCUGGAUACGAUCGAAAACUUGGCGAAAUUAUUGCCAAUGAUUGUCCAAGCAUUGUGGCCAAAGAAUAGCCCUUUAUUACAAUUACCACAUAUCACAGAACAAAAUUUACACUAUUUCCGUCGCAACCGUAUAAUCACUUGUGCAGACCUUGCAAAUCUAAACGAAAUUAAACGUCGUCAGGUAUUGCAGUCGUUAAGCGAUGCCGAAUACAAUGAUAUAGUCUUUGUACUGCAGUCGAUGCCUAGGUUAAAUAUUGAACCUCGUUUUGAAGUACAAGGUGAAGAUGACGCUCAAAAAGUAACAGUUGGUUCAGUGGUUACUUUGAAGAUUGUUUUAACAAGAAGCCCAUUAUUAGAUUCAAAUAAACGGGAAGAAGAAAUCCGUGAGGUUGGUGAGGAGGAAGCAGAACCAGUGGAGGUGGUUGGUGAUGAAGAGGAAACAAAUGAAGAAAAGGACAACAAUGCACCAAAGAGGAAAAUAUGGGAGAAACCGAAAAAGAAACAAAACAGAACGAAACCAACCAAAAAUAGACAGGGACAGAAAACCAAAUUAAUAAAAAAACCUGUGAUUAAGUCAGAAGAAAACAACAAAGAAAAACUGGAAGAGCAAAAGAAGAACAGGAAAGAGAAUAAUGAUGAUAUGGAAACAAUUGGAGAUAGCGAAAACGAGGAACCGAGUGGUUCCGAAAAAGGAUAUGUUAAAGAUGAAAACGAGAAGGAGAACGGUAGUGAUUUUGAAGUGAUGGAUGAAUCAGAUAAUGAAGAUUGGACGAAUGAAAAUAUGGCGAAAAAGAAUCCAUUUUGGCAAGUAGGAGUAAAAAGACCCAUCCAGUGCACUGUCCUUACUUCCCGAGCGAAAAAUUCGAGUGGUGGUGGUUACUGCUUGUUGAUAAGAAGCUUCGUAAGCUGGUCGUGCCAGCAGUGCAUUGCACAACACUCGUUAAUGAGCAGACGGUGGAAAUAAAGUUUGCAGCACCGCAGCACAAAGGCAUAUAUUACUAUAAUUUAUUAGUUAAAUCGGACUCAUAUAUGGAUUGUGACUAUUUACUCGACCUAAAGUUAGAUGUUCACGAGGCGAAGGAAGUGCCUGUAAUUAAAUAUGAGGAUUCAGAUGAGGAAGAACAGCUAGAAGAUUCAUCUGACUACACGGAAGAUUCGGAAUCGGAACACGAAUAGAAUUUUGCAAAAUUAAUAUUGUUGUGAAACUAAACACCCAUGUUAGUGUUUUACAUAGAUGUGGGCAGACCCCAUUAUCCAAUAUGUCUUUCCUUUUUUGACCAAUUGAUUUAAUGCCCUUUAACUUAUUGGUACUGGAUAAUAUGGGUAGUUUAAUAU
Molecule: messenger RNA, 2419 nt
Organism: Loa loa (African eye worm)
Lineage: Eukaryota; Metazoa; Nematoda; Chromadorea; Rhabditida; Onchocercidae
Product: Sec63 domain-containing protein
Exons: 13
Coding region: 21-2048 (675 amino acids)
Biological process (GO): SRP-dependent cotranslational protein targeting to membrane; post-translational protein targeting to endoplasmic reticulum membrane
Cellular component (GO): Sec62/Sec63 complex
Molecular function (GO): transmembrane protein transporter activity; RNA binding
Source: RefSeq, a predicted model, not a curated record